AUGCAGGAAGCAAAUACUUUUUCUCUCUCCUCGCUCUUUGAAAAAGGCCAAGCCGAAUAUCUUGGGCUGUUUCUGGUGCUUGCAGGAGGAGCAUGGAUCUGCCUGGCUGUUCUAGACGCGCUCAACGUUGUCUCCCCCGCAUACGACGUUUGCAACAGAGUGGCUGCCAUUUUAGCGCUCGCUGUCAUCAGCCUGUAUGCCAUUGUGUGCGCAUCCUCUAUAAAGGCAGUGCGCUGCAUCAAAGAGCACCACAGAAAAAUAGAAACAGCGGCUGCGCACAACAAGUAG
Messenger RNA from Nematocida major, 288 nucleotides. RefSeq lists its product as uncharacterized. The record is from RefSeq and is a predicted model, not a curated record. Bases 1 to 288 code for a protein of 95 amino acids. The transcript has a single exon. Lineage: Eukaryota; Fungi; Microsporidia.